AUGGAAGCGGCCAAGAAACCCCGGUGUCCGAAUUGGAGAGAGAAAGACAGAGUGCUGUUUAUCUCUGAAAUGCAGCCACAUGAAACAGUUCUUUUUAGGAAAUACAAGGGGCCCCUUCGGAAGGCACAGGUGAAAGCCGAUGCGUGGAAGGAGAUUGUCUCCAAGUUUAAUGCACAAGCUGAUAUUCCGAGGUCAUUAGAUCAGCUGAAGAAGCAAUUUGACAAUGUAAAGACACGAGCAAAACAAAAAUAUGAUCAUAAUAAGAAGCCUAAAACUGGGGGUGGCCCAAGACCAGCAUCUCCAUCAGCUUCUCAGAGGUUAUCAUUAGAGCAGAUGUCAGGAAGGCCAAAUUUAUGUGGUCUCCCUAUGGCCUAUGACACAGAAGACCCGUCUUUUAGAAUUUGUGUCUCCAGCAGACAUGGAUGGGAUUGAAGUAAAUCCCAUAGAAAGCAGUAAAGGUAUGUGUGACCUCUAGCAUCCUCUAGCUGCAACAGCUUGUAACUGAACACAUGUUGUUCUGGUCAGUGAGUGUCAGGUUAUAAGACUGUCUCAUUUUGGAAGGUUACAAGAAUAUAUACUUUUGUUAAUGUCUGAGAUAAUAAAAAAAUAACUGAAUACCAUAA
Mizuhopecten yessoensis (Yesso scallop) is the source of this 623-nucleotide messenger RNA. RefSeq lists its product as uncharacterized. The record is from RefSeq and is a predicted model, not a curated record. Bases 1 to 432 code for a protein of 143 amino acids. Lineage: Eukaryota; Metazoa; Mollusca; Bivalvia; Pectinida; Pectinidae. The transcript has 5 exons. Gene Ontology annotation, cellular component: nucleus.